GGAGUAGUCAAUACUUUCGCUAACAUGCAGAUGUCCGGAGUAUUGUUUCUGCUUUGUGAGCACUUUUGCUUUCAAAAAAUCAUACUAAAAAAACCUGGAGCUUACUCGAAACAUGUUCAUUCGGUAUCGAAGACCUCAAGUGUGCACUCGAAGACUCUGUAACGCGGACAAUGACCAACAGUUUGGUGAUUGAAGUUUUUGCCCGUGUUUUAUUCAGCUUCACACGCGGCGUGACAGAGCAUUACGACCCUGAUGAGCCUGAAAUGGAGACCUUUGGAUGUAACGAUAGCUUAAGCAGUGAGGGUCGAGAGUGGAAUUGUCAGCCCGUUGAUAAACCCAUUUAUCAGGAAUAUUCGCCGCCUUCAGACGACGAUUAUGAGCUCAUGUCAGUUGGUAAUUCUCGAGUUAGAUAUCGGCUCAUUGACGCGAGCUCACCGGAUGAAGAUGAAGACGAUCAGCAAAAUGAAGAUGAUGAAAUGGCUUGGAAGCGAUUCAGACCAUCCGUUCUUCGCACAAUUUGUCAAUCAAUGUACAUCGGCGCAUUAAUUUCACUUCUAUCCGCUGUUAUCCUCGGCCUUUUUUACAUCACGAUCGCUUACCUCUCGUACGAAACGGCACGCAAGUGUCAUUUUCAACCAAAGGAGACAAUCCCAGUUAAAAUACAGUGGAUCAGAACAAUGUCUGAGGUGAUAGGUGAUGCCUUUCUUUACAUGUGGUUCUUUGUAGGAAUGGUUUUUCUUUUUCGACCGUAUCAGUUAAAGGGAGUGAAAAGAAAACUCGUUCUUGUUGCUUUUGUCUUGUUCUGUGUGGAUACAGUGUAUCACGUUGUCCUUCAAGUCUGUGGAAUAUCUCAUUCCAAGCUUUCUGUGACUCAGAAGAUUCCUCUCUACGUUAUAUUUCUAAUUAGCAUAUGUUGGCAAGUUUAUCUUCUAACAAAUCACUUCCGGAACCUGUCGAGUAGAGCGACUUUAUUCAUAAAAUUGACGACACCCUACUGCUCCACUUUCUUUCUUGCCAUCUUUGUAGAAACGUUUAUUUAUCCAAUGUACAACAAACAAACUGAAGAUGGAAAACUCCUUAUUGCACUCUUCUCACCUCUCUGUGCAGUUAUCUUUAAGGUAGCCUCACGACUUUGCACUCAACGCUUGAAGAAAAUUGCUCAUCCGGGAUACUCCUACAUCGUGUUAGUAACGUUGUAUUUUGGAUCUGCGAUCAUGUUUCGAGUAAUGCAGGCAGAACUUGAUAACCUCAAACUCAUCGCUGUUCUUGGAAUAAUUCACGGCGCGGUAGAAGUUUUAGAACGAAGUGCCAUGGUCUUCAUUGAUCAUAUUUGUCAUGUAAUCUUGAAAAGAAAAUCAGCUCCCUGGGGAAGUUAUCGCACUCCUCGCCGUGAGAGACUAAUGGCUGAUAUCGUUAUCAUAAGCAUGUUGUCUGAAUCAACUGGUAUUGUGUGUGUUAACGGAUUGUUGUACUUAUACCAAUUCAUUUACUUACAAAACAUCUCAUUGUUGAAGCUGCUUCAGGAAUUUGUUAUACGUACCUCAGUUCCGCUGGUUAUUGAAUGGUUUUUCACCGGCGUAUCCCUGGCCAUCGAGACUCGCUUUCAGAAUAUCGCGGUUAUGGCUGUUUGGCGUAAAAGAUGGAAAAGACACAUUUUGGUUGCGAUAACUUACCUGGUUCCACUAGCUGUUUGGACGACACCAAAUCUCUUGGAAGUUGUGCAUGGGCGCUUUGAUGAGUCUAAAGGUCACCAUUGCAAAAUGCCCUUUUCAUAGAGAACUUCUAAAAACUAAAUGCCGGCUGUCUUUCAGCCUUUCUUGUGUUAAGUGACUUGUGGUGGUGUCAGAGAUUGUUGACAUAUUACACUUACCGGUUAUUAUUAUCCAACUGCUAAAAGUAGAGUACAAAUAACACGCGAAUCGAGCACAAAUAUCCUGCGAUAUUGUACGGUUACUUGGACUGUUGGUUAUUUUGUGCUGUAAAAAAACCUGUUUAACCAGUCGAUUGCACGCGCUACGCUUCUCUAUCCGCUUUGCUUUUCCCACCUCUAUAAGAAAUGAGCAGAAAGACUUAGCAGAAUGGAUAAUCAAUAACUUAUUAGACGUUUUGGUGUGUAGUAUUGCUGAGUAUUUUUAAAUCUCAUGAGAUUCUUAAAAUUAAUAUAUUGAACUUCACACUUGAAUAUAAUUUCUUAGGCACUCAUGCUAGAAUUCAACGCAGCGAACCAAACACCUGCUUCACAGUUCUAAAAAUAGACUUAAACUAAUCUGUUGUAAAGUUUUAAACUAUUCGCCAGACUUCGUUAGAUGCAGUGUUGGUAAACUUUUGCUGGUGCGCAACCGUAACGUCUUCUACUUCAUCCUGAGGAAUGGGGUGAAGGUUAAGAAACGAGGAUUUACUAUUGACUACGAUGUCUCAUCUUCCAAUUUACUUAAUGUCUGAGUGGAAGAGCCAGGUGGGAGAAUAUUUGACUCGAGAUCAUGACCGAGAGCUAAACAUUUUCCUGUCCUUAAAAUUUUGUAAA
Messenger RNA from Pocillopora verrucosa, 2524 nucleotides. NCBI's taxonomy places the organism in Eukaryota, Metazoa, Cnidaria, Anthozoa, Scleractinia, Pocilloporidae. The record is from RefSeq and is a predicted model, not a curated record.